CCUCUUCAGAUAAACCAAUUAGAUUAUUUGAUUUGCUUUUAUGCUUAGAAGAUAAUAUAGCGACAAUUCAGGAAGAACUUGGUAUCGUCAGUUACACUAAUCAAGAAAUAGCAGAAGAAGCCGAUAAAAAUGUGAAAGUGUAUCUCCGAAAGUUUGAAGAAUUUCAUGGUCCCUUAGAAGAUGUUCCAA
Messenger RNA from Dentiscutata erythropus, 189 nucleotides. Lineage: Eukaryota; Fungi; Glomeromycota; Glomeromycetes; Diversisporales; Gigasporaceae. The record is from the annotation of a GenBank genome assembly.